Myxocyprinus asiaticus (Chinese sucker) is the source of this 3454-nucleotide messenger RNA. RefSeq names its product alanine aminotransferase 2-like. The transcript is spliced from 11 exons. Lineage: Eukaryota; Metazoa; Chordata; Actinopteri; Cypriniformes; Catostomidae. Gene Ontology annotation, biological process: biosynthetic process. Bases 351 to 1997 code for a protein of 548 amino acids. Gene Ontology annotation, molecular function: pyridoxal phosphate binding; L-alanine:2-oxoglutarate transaminase activity. The record is from RefSeq and is a predicted model, not a curated record.
CGCGCGCGCGCACCCCCAGCGAAAACGCCUAUACGGCUGGAUAUUGUAGUUUUAUCAUUUAAGCGUCGAAUUGUGACAUUGAAUCAGGGGGCAGCGUGAGAACAACAAUACCCAUCGUGAACUGAAGAGGGAGAGAGAAAAGAUUGGCGGGUGGAUAAUAGUAGGCGAUGUUGAGGUGGCUCUAUAAUGCCGAUCGGCCUCGUACAGAAGCGGACAUUUCUGACGUGACUAACCAGCGAUCAAACACGUGGUAAAACUACAGGAUCUUCACCGGUACCGACGCACGCGCAUCCUUGUUUCGGGUUUUUGACAGGUUCAUCAUACGGGCUCGACUUCCUCACUGUACCGAUAUGUAUCGCAUGCAGUCGCUUGCAGCUCGGUCAUUGAUCGCUGGUGCUCUUGAUCAAUACACCGCCUUGAAGCUGACCGGGGUGAGACAUAAAUCUCAUGGUCCGUCCGUAGAGAAGUACGGGCAGAUGCGCUUCAGCUCCGCCGAGGCGAAAGUGGCUGCGGGGCGUCUGAAUGGUAAAAUGCGGGAGAAGACUCUGACUAUGAACACACUGAACCCGCAUGUGAAGGCUGUGGAGUACGCCGUGAGAGGACCCAUCGUCAUCAAAGCUGGAGAAAUAGAGAGAUACUUAAAGGAGGGUGGUACAAAACCCUUCUCAGAGGUCAUCAAAGCCAAUAUUGGUGAUGCACACGCCAUGGGACAGCAACCAAUCACUUUCCUCAGACAGGUGGUGGCUCUCUGCACUUUCCCAGAGCUGAUGGACAGCCCCAGUUUCCCAGAGGAUGCGAAAUGGAGAGCACGGCGUAUCCUGCAGGGCUGCGGGGGACACAGUCUUGGGUCAUAUAGUGCAAGCCCAGGCGUAGAGUACAUACGCAAAGAUAUUGCUGCUUACAUUGAACAAAGAGAUGAGGGAGUGCCUUCUAACUGGGAAAACAUUUACCUCACCACUGGAGCAAGUGAUGGCAUUAUGACUAUUCUGCGACUGCUGGUGUCUGGGAAAGGCUCUUCUCGGACUGGUGUAAUGAUCCCCAUCCCUCAGUACCCUCUCUACUCCGCUGCUAUCUCAGAGAUCAGCUCAGUACAGAUCAACUACUACUUAGAUGAGGACAACUGCUGGGCUCUGGACAUCAAUGAACUUCACAGAGCCUAUCAGGCUGCCAAACAGCACUGCCAGCCCCGGGUCAUUUGCAUCAUCAACCCUGGCAACCCUACUGGUCAGGUCCAGAGUAAAAAAUGCAUUGAAGAAGUCUUGCACUUUGCCUAUGAGGAGAAUCUCUUUGUUAUGUCAGAUGAGGUGUAUCAGGACAAUGUAUACGCUCCUGACUGUCAGUUUCACUCCUUCAAGAAGGUGCUAUAUGAGAUGGGUGCUGAGUACUUUAACAGUGUGGAGCUCGUCUCCUUCCAUUCCACCUCCAAAGGGUACACGGGAGAGUGUGGCUUCAGGGGUGGAUAUAUGGAGGUGGUCAACAUGGAUCCUGAAAUCAAGGUUCAGUUGGAGAAACUUAUAUCAGUGAGACUAUGUCCCCCCUUGGCCGGACAGGUUGCGAUGGAUGUCAUUGUCAACCCUCCACAACCAGAAGAGCCCUCGUUCAACCAAUUCCACCAGGAGAAAUCUGCUGUGCUGGAUGCAUUAGCAGAGAAAGCAAAGCUAACUGAGCAGAUCCUGAAUGCAGUUCCAGGAAUCAAGUGUAAUCCCGUCCAGGGGGCCAUGUACGCCUUCCCCCGCAUCUUUAUCCCUCCUAAGGCAGUGGAGAAAGCCAAUGCCCUAGGAAUGCAGCCUGACAUGCUCUACUGCCUGAGGUUGCUGGAGGAGACAGGAAUCUGUGUCGUUCCUGGUAGUGGCUUUGGGCAGAAAGAUGGCACAUUCCAUUUCAGAAUGACAAUCCUGCCACCUACAGAGAAGCUAAAGGUACUCCUUGGCAAAGUGCAAGAUUUCCAUAUCAAGUUCAUGAAAGAAUAUUCUGCUCUGGAGCAGCUACAGAGAUGAGAUCUGCCCUGAUCUGGAAAGCAUAUAAGUUUGCCAGCUCCAGCACAUGGCUACUUAACACACUAGCCCCUCAUUAAAACUGUAAAGAUAGUGUUAAGUACUGUAUCUUGCUGGGUUUUUAAUCCUCAUUUUAAAACUUGAUUUAAGGGAUUUAUAAAAACGACUGCCUUGUGUACUGAUACAUUUGGUCGAUCUGUUUUUGGGAGAUGAUCUGGGAGUUUUGGGGAAAUUAUUACCCGUUUAGUCAGAUGUAACACUAAAGCUUGAAUUUUGAAAAUGGCACACAACAAAAGUCAUCUAGCAAUGCAUUUUCUUGUUUAUUUUGCAUUUAAAUCAAAUCUUUUUUUCUCCCCAAUUUGGAAUGCCCAAUUCCCAAAUCAUCAAUUCUUAAACAGGGUGCAUGAUCAACCUGAUCAGACACCCUUUAUCAUAAAUAAGAUUCAACAAAAAAUAAGAAGUUUCCAAAACCAGGACACUUUGGCUGUUAUUUGCACCAAUAUACAGAAUUCUUUUAUUUUGUUUGCAUGUGCCCCUGAAAAUAUAUUCCUGUCCUUCAUGUUGCACCUUUAUGAAUUAUACAAAACUAUUUUGACUGAUGCAAAUUUGCAUUUUUCACUUUUACCAUUGUAUAUUUAAGAGGGAAAGGGGUUGUUUUGUGACUGAAACAUUGAAGGUACAUGUUAUAGUUUUGGACAGUUUACAAGGAGGGAAUUAUUUUAACAUUUAUGUUGCCCUGACCAUUGUUGUACUCAUUGCCAUGACAAACUUUUUAGUGGCUAGUGGAAAACGUGGAGUGAAGGGAGCAUGUGUGGUAAAAAGUCUAGUUGCUGGCCUAUAAUUAAUGUUUACUCCUGUAUUUAUUACACUGCUUUAGCUGUGAAAGAAAUGUGAAAUGUGAAAAUCUUCAUCGCAGACCUGUUUGAAAGAAAUCAGUUCAUUUCCUUUUUUAUUUUAUUUUUUACAAUAUUUACAAUUUAAACACAAGCCAUUAGGCCAGAUAUAUUUGUGCCAAAGUCUCCUCAUUAUCUGUCAUUGUACUUUUAUAUCAAAGCCAUUAAGAGUAAAUAAAUAUUAAUGCAGCACUAUUCUUUUAAGCUAAAUUAACAUCCUAUCACUUCAUAUGAGGUGCCUUCACUCAUGCUUAUGAGUUUUAAUGAAUUGAUUUCUUUUUCUCUAUAUGCAGUAGCAUAGCUUGUAAAAAUGUAAAGUUUUUUCUAAAUAUAGUUUCUUUUAUGUAGUUUUUGUUUACAGAUUUUUGAGAACUGGCCCAGUGUUUACAAAUUGUAAAUACUAAUUGCAGUUGAUUACCAAUUUAAAGUUGGUUGCAUCUGUUCCAAUUCAAGUUUUGACCUUUUGUUUUUAAUAAAGAUGACAAAAUUGGGUCAUUAAUCUUUUUAGUGUAUAAUUUGUCCAUGUUUGCCAAACAGUUUCCCUUGGGGAUUAAUAAAGGAUUUUUA